AUGCGAAAUGGUACCACUCAAGCAGAGAUUCUGCUCUUUCAGACAAUUGGACCAAUGUCAAUAAUACUGCGAAAUGUAGCUGUACCAGGGAUACUUCAUAUUUUUUCGUGUUCUCUCCACAUUAACAUUUGAUUAUAUGGUUUACUCGCAACAGCUGGUGCCAUAUUAUCCGUAGAUUUUGAUGUAUUUCCACGUCAUUUUGCGAAAACAUCAAUUUUUGGCAGAAGUGUGAUGGAUCUUGGCACAGCUACAUUUGUACUGCUCUCUGAAGUCAUCAGCAGUGCUAAUAAUGCUAGGCAUAGUACGAACGGUUUUGCUUCAUUUCACCAAUUAUCAGUAUCAGAUCAACGAGUAUGGCAUUCAUUGGAAUUUUUUCAUUACUCUUGGAUUGUUACGGUUUGUCAGGAAUAUUUGAUUUCAAAUAAGACAAAAAGGAAAGAUUUUGUACCAAACAAUCGCGAAGGAAUUUUUUCAUUUUGUGGGUACCUGUCAAUUUAUUAUUUGGCAUCAGCUGUAGCUAGUUUCCUAUUUACCGAGAUAUCAUGUCAUGAUCAUUGCGAUCCUCUCAUAAAUUUUAGUGUAAUCGAAAAAAGGAAACGAAUCAAAGUAUGGUUCUACCGUUCUUUUCAGUUGCUGCUACUCACUGCAGCAAUUUUCGUAGCACAGGAAUUCGCUAUAAAAUUUAUGGGCUCGCCAUCACGAAGAAUUGCUAAUGCGCCAUACAUCCUAGAAAUGAUAGUCUUUCUCAACAUUUAUUUGUCUGGUUAUCUAUUAAUUCAGUUACCUCAGAGCUGGCUUUUACAAAUGUCGCAUUUGCGCAAUAAUUUCAAUAAAAAGGUUAACAUGGGGAAAAAUGUUCAGUUGGAAGUGCAUUCUGAAACGAAAAUUGUUCUAGUCGAUGCUUAUGACGAUAUUACAGAUGAAAAUCCGCUGGAAAUAUUGAAACCAUCUCUAGUGGAUUCAAUCAAUCAACAGGGACUGUUGUUCUUCGUAUUAGCAAAUAUCCUGACGGGUUUGGUAAAUAAAUGUAUAAACACUUCGAUGGCAAAAAUCACUAUCAUGCAACUGCUAUCAUAA
This is a messenger RNA of Cercopithifilaria johnstoni, 1077 nucleotides long. Lineage: Eukaryota; Metazoa; Nematoda; Chromadorea; Rhabditida; Onchocercidae. The record is from the annotation of a GenBank genome assembly.